GAUCAUUGCAGCGGGGUGUGUUGUUUGGGGAGAGAGAGAGAGAGAGGGUUAUAUUGGAUACUUGUACGCCAGGAAUGCUGUGAAAACGAAGGAUCUCUGUGCACGACUUCCAGCCGUGAACUCCCAAUUUGCGUGCCGACGGUUCAUAUCCCUAAAGACAUUCGGCCGGCUUUUGUUUGAACAUGUUUUUAUUGAACCGAUCUUGACUUUAAAGUUCUACCUAUGUUGUCAGUGGCACUACAGGUAGUUGGGAAGACGAUCCCGGAAGAACUCGUACUACAGGUUGCCAGUUUGUAUUCAAAGCCUGCUGCUGGCUUUUUACUAUAGGACGAACGAAUCCACCUAACGCAAUUCAUGUCAUCGGAAAUUUUUCUGAAUUAGUAGCCUGGUUUUUCAGUAUUUCCCCCUAAAUCCUGAAUUAGUAAACGGAAAGAAAAUGAAGGAAUUACGGAAAAAGAAAGUGUACGUUGUGAUAGACGUGCUGUGCGUGGUUGUUGCGGCCUUGCCCUUCAUCGUCAUGACGAUCCGCUUCCAGCCGUAUCACAGGGGGGUUUAUUGUGACGACGAGAGCAUCAUGUAUCCCAUAAAGCCUGACACCAUCACCCACGGCCUACUGGCGGCUGUCACCAUUUCCUGCACGGUUAUCAUUGUAUCGUCUGGAGAGGCCUACCUCGUCUACAGCAAGCGGAUCUACUCAAACUCUAACUUUAACCAGUACGUCGUGGCACUCUACAAAGUACUGGGCACCUUCCUGUUUGGAGCGGCUGUCAGCCAAUCACUGACUGACUUGGCAAAGUUCACCAUCGGACGGCCGAGGCCCAACUUCCUGUCUGUGUGCGACCCAAAGCACUGCGUUGGGUACACGAGGAAUAUCAGCUGUACCGGGCCACCGCAAGAUGUCACAGAGUCCAGAUUGUCUUUCUAUUCUGGCCACUCCUCCUUUGGGAUGUACUGCAUGCUUUUCCUAGCGUUGUACGUGCAGGCCCGUCUGAUGGUGAAGUGGGCGCGGCUCUUGCGGCCCACCAUCCAGUUCUUCCUGGUGGCGUUCGCCGUCUACGUGGGCUACACGCGCGUCUCGGACUACAAGCACCACUGGAGCGACGUGCUGGUGGGCCUGCUGCAGGGAGCUCUCGUAGCCGUGCUCAACGUUCGCUUCGUGUCGGACUUCUUCAAGAAGCGUCCCCCGCGCUGCGCGGCCGACCCCGACGCCCUGGAGAGCGAGGAGCCCGAGAGGAAGCCCAGCCUGCAGCUGGUGGACGGCGAGAGCAACAACCAUUACAACCACCACCUCCAACACACCCCCGGCUCGGUGUGAGCCCGGCCCCAGGCCCCGCGGGGUCCCUCCGCAGACCCCUGGCUGUGGUCGGGCGGCCCCUCCGACACCACACCAGAGACAGAGAGAGAGAGCGAGAGAGAGAGUAUGGAAUCCAGUUGAUGGACUUUAUUCCCUCUAUUGUUUGCGGGUGUGUUUGUUUGUGAGUGUGUGUGUGUGUGUGUUAGUGUUUGUGUGUGUGUGUUUUAGUAGGUGUUGACCAAAGGCCUCUGCGUGUGCUCAGACACCCUGGGUUUUACAAGGUGUUCCCCGCCUCAAGGUUCAAUAAGAAUGCAGCGGCCGAUGUAACGUACCUCCUUUUAUAUAUUUUUUAUGAAUGACGCCAUCGGCCAAGCAUGUGGAUUGACAGGCUGCAACAACGCCCCCCACCCCCCGCCCGCCCCUGUAACCCUAACCCCCCCCCCGCCAAGCUCUCUAACCACUGGACCGACUGAGGGGUACCUUAAGCCCCCUCUAAAAGCACCAUGAUGACGCCCCUUCUCCUCUAAGGAGAUUGGAGUAUAAUAUAAUGUUUAUUACAGGCAUCAUGUUAAUGAUGAAGUAUAUAUAUAUAUAUAUAUAUAUAUAUAUAUAUAUAUAUAUAUAUAUAUAUAUAUAUAUAUAUAUAUAAUUGCUUUACGUUUGACUUUUUAAACUAUGUUUUUGUAUAGAAAACUUUAUAUGUCUGCAGAGUGAAGGAAAAUAAUAGUUUUGGAAGUUUUGGUAGGUUUUUGUUGUGUCGCAUUUUAGCGCACCUUAAGAUGGUCUUACACACUUGGAGAAUGGGAUAACUUUAGUUUUAUUUUCAGCAUGUUUGAUAGGUAUGCACUCUUGACAACAGCCGAUGAUAUACAGAAUCCAUCGAUUGAUGAUGUCAUUCAUUGUUUGAUUAUGUGUUACCAAAGAUUUUAGAAUAACGCUUCCAAAAGCAUUAUAAAGUGACUGUUCUCAUAUGAGAACCUGCCUGUUCUUGAUUUAAAAACUUUUCAUACUUUUUUAUACAUACUUAGAAUUCCAUAUUGUCUUCGUAAAACUGGCUUUGCCCUUAACGGGAAGCAGUCCUUUUCCUUUUACCAAGGCUUUUAUUGAAUUGUAAUUCACCUGUGUGAAGUGGACUGCGGAUGAGGUAGAUUUAGAUGUUUAACAGUAAAAAAUACCACUACAAGAUUGCGAACAAUCACUGGCAUGAAAGCAUUUGGAUAUUUGACCUUUUUCUAAUAUCACAUUUUAUUGUUGGAAUUUCUGUGUGUUUCAUUUGACCGUAAAGGUUAGGGAACUGAACAGGCAUUUAAGAGGGCUGUUUUGAAAAUGGUAUAUAAUUAAUUAAAACUCAAAUAAAUACUUAAUCUAGUCUGACGAAGAAAUCUUAAAAAUGUCUUUAUGCCAGCGCUGUUCAAGGUCAUUGUGCAGCCCCUCUGCUUGCCACUAUGAGCCACAGACACUCAAUCCAUCACCCUGAGAUAUGUUCACAUUGAAUGAAGGAUGCUUGUACACACACACACACACACACACACACACACACACACACACACACACACACACACACACACACACACACACACACACACACACACACACACACACACACACACACACACACACGCACACACGCGAGUAUGUUUUUGUUUCACUCGUUGCCUAGCUUUCAUUUCCCGCACACGGGGAACGCACCGAUGCCCUCAAUAAAUCAAGAAGGCGUCUCAAACUGGUGCCUUUCUGGGUUUGCCACACAAAGGUAUCCAAUUCCCGGGGCCAAACGUGAUCCAGAUGCCUUGGCAGGGCUUUUGAGAGGCUUGUAAUGAGGAAGGCCUCCACAGCAAACCGUGGGCUGGCAGCCAAACACCCGCCCUCCCCCGCCCCUAACUUCCACUUCAAAGAUUCUUCCUGGGUUCUCUCUUUCUCUUCCCUUUCCCGGCCGCUGAUAGAUGGGGUUAAUUUGCGAUUAAGGGGGCCGGCCCCGCAUCCAUGUCCUUGUAUGGUACCGCAAGGGCCCCGCUAUGUAUCAGACCGGACCGAAAACCAACGGUUAGGGAUAGGUGGAGAGGCGUGUGGAGGUUGGAUUAGGAGGGAAGGGAAAUGUGGUGGGGAGGGGGUACCCAGAAGUUAAAUCUCCCACCUUGUAGUGAUUGUGUGGCCCCCUGAAAGACAUUGUUUGCCCCCCCCCCCACACUGUUCUUGUUGAGUCACCAUCCCCUAGGGACCUCUGCAGGGCUUCAGCCCCGGCAAUGAGGCGCACCUGGUGCUGUUUUUCUGAAUGGCGUUGGGUGGGGCACCCCAACACCCACCCCCCCACCCACCCCCCUGGCCCUCACUUUGCAUUCUUAAAUCCGCGCCAGUAGCCCGAGAUUAAAGCGAAGACCAGCACAAUGGUUUCCCUCUUGAGGAGUACAAAAGAAAAAUUCCCCUGAACAUUAUUAGAGGUAAUGUGGCUCCAUGUAUUUAAAAUGUAUAUUUCCCUGCUUUGUAUAUUAGUGCCUUAGGAUAGGCAUCGGCUUACCAUUUUAUUUUUUUCACUUUGUAUAAAAUAGUGUUUUAUUUUUUGUGUGUUUUUACCUUUUUGUAUGUCUUUCUAUAAAUGGCUGAUAAGAAAUACAUUUAAAUAAAGACAGACUGUACAGUCAAAUCUCUA
This is a messenger RNA of Gadus morhua (Atlantic cod), 3941 nucleotides long. RefSeq names its product phospholipid phosphatase 2b (gene plpp2b). NCBI's taxonomy places the organism in Eukaryota, Metazoa, Chordata, Actinopteri, Gadiformes, Gadidae. Bases 437 to 1315 code for a protein of 292 amino acids. The transcript has 6 exons. Gene Ontology annotation, biological process: signal transduction; phospholipid dephosphorylation; phospholipid metabolic process. The record is from RefSeq and is a predicted model, not a curated record. Gene Ontology annotation, molecular function: phosphatidate phosphatase activity. Gene Ontology annotation, cellular component: plasma membrane.